Abrus precatorius (Indian licorice) is the source of this 360-nucleotide messenger RNA. RefSeq lists its product as uncharacterized. Bases 1 to 360 code for a protein of 119 amino acids. The record is from RefSeq and is a predicted model, not a curated record. NCBI's taxonomy places the organism in Eukaryota, Viridiplantae, Streptophyta, Magnoliopsida, Fabales, Fabaceae. The transcript has a single exon.
AUGGCCGGAAUCGUUUUAAUCGCCGUCUUUGCCCUCUGCGUCUUCCCGCCGGCCAUAGCCGAAGACGCGCCCUCGCCGGUCCUCCGGUUACAGUCCGAAGGGAAGAGGGUGUGCGGCGGGGUAACGGCGUCGUCGUGCCCCGUUAAGUGCUUUCGGACGGACCCGGUUUGCGGCGCGAACGGCGUGACGUAUUGGUGCGGGUGCAGCGAAGCAGCGUGCGCCGGCGCACAAGUUGCGAAGUUGGGUUUCUGCGAAGUAGGGAAUGAGGGUUCUGCUCCUCUGUCUGGUCAGGCACUGCUUCUGCUGCAUAUUGUGUGGCUCGUUGUUCUUGCCUUCUCCGUCUUCUUUGGUCUUCUUUAA